Messenger RNA from Desarmillaria tabescens, 1060 nucleotides. RefSeq lists its product as uncharacterized. Lineage: Eukaryota; Fungi; Basidiomycota; Agaricomycetes; Agaricales; Physalacriaceae. The coding region runs from base 31 to 936 and encodes 301 amino acids. The transcript is spliced from 4 exons. The record is from RefSeq and is a predicted model, not a curated record.
GGACUCAGACCAGCUUUGCUUGUAACCACCAUGGACGACGACCAGCUGCCCUUUGAGCUCGUCGAGGCCAUCGUCUCCGAGUUUUGGUUCGCAGAGCAUGCCUCGGAAGAUCGGAUCGCGUUUAUGACUGCAUGUCCUCUCAUCAGCACCAUGUGGUGCGGCGUGUAUGCGCGCGUUACUUCCAGAGACAUAUACGUUCCAACGCUCGCCUAUCUCUUCUAUAUCUGCUCUAUCGUUCGUUCCACAAAAUCUGCCAUAUACUGCUCUUCUUUCCCAGAAUUUACACGUUCCAUUACUUGCCAUGUCGACCUUAUCAAAUCCAACAACGACGCCGCCAUGCAUCCGUAUUCAGUUCUCUGCAGCUUGCCAAACUACACCGGAUUUCGCAAAUGUUUCCCGAAUAUCCAGUAUAUCCACCUCCAAACCAGUGUGCUUCCUGUGGACUGGCACAUUGCUGUUGACGAUCCGCCAGAUAACGAGGAAUAUGACUCAUUCCGCCUUCUCACGACAUGGAGUGUCUUCCUUGUCGAGUAUACUUGUGAUAUGGUCCAAUGCUGCUCCCAGUUCAUGAGCAUAUGGAGCUCUCCCUCCGUCACCUCCGCGGCGACAAACUCCAAUCGUAUUCGCAUCCAAGAACGAGAGGGUGACCUAUGGGACAUAAAUUAUCGCUUCCGGAAAGCAGCAGGACCGCCUAUGGACCUCAAGAGUUUCUUUUCUGACUUGUACGAGGACGUGCUCUGGGCUGUCAAAGGUUCCACUGCGAUUGAGAGUCACAUGUGGAGAAACAUCUUGGAGCUUGAAGAUAGCAUCUAUUACCAGCAACGAGCCCUAACUACCAAUCAAAAAACCCUAGUCUUGGCACACCCUUUACCAGUGAAGAAAAUCGUACGUGGAUUUAUCCGGUUCAUGGCAUACACUCACAUUACCUUCCAAUAGGAAGAGAAUAAUGACGGUUCUGAACAGUUGGUAUGAAUGUAAGAAUACGCAGCCCUCCUUUUAGAAAAUGUGAUGUAUUAUCGUAUGUAAAUCGUAUCAUUUUUGUCGAGUGAUGUUUGCGUGC